Linum tenue is the source of this 795-nucleotide messenger RNA. NCBI's taxonomy places the organism in Eukaryota, Viridiplantae, Streptophyta, Magnoliopsida, Malpighiales, Linaceae. The record is from the annotation of a GenBank genome assembly.
AUGGAAGAAGACCUGGUUGAAAUGGAACAUGACCAAGUAAUAAUGAUUAGCACCUUGGGAACCGAAGGAUUGAUGGAAGAGAUGCUGACAACAAUGAACAACCAAAGUGACAAGGAACAACCAGUAACCAACUCAAUCAAAUCUUCCUCUUCUUCAUUACGUAGUUCAUCCGAACGACAUGCUGAGAUUCAGCCCGAGAUGCAUACCCUUCUGCUAGACCCCACUCCUCCUAGGAAAACAGGUCGUAGGUCAGCCAGACAGAGGUCCAAGUUAUAUGCACAGAGCUUGGAGGUUCAUGAGAUGGACAUUGACAAGGUGGAAGAAAAGCAAACUGAGGAGAAUGUGGAACAACAACCUAAUGAGAAGAAUGGUGGAGUGGCACCACCACCACUGAGAUUUCAUAAGGAGAUGUUGUCAAAGAAUUACAUACAGUUUGCACUGAAAGUUCUGGGAUGUGAGUAUGAAGUUAUAGAGGAACCUGGGUGGCGUAAAGCCAAGCAGUUCUAUGAGGAAGCGAUGUCGGAUCCCUUCGUUGAAUAUGCAUGUGAGAAUGUGCCUGAUCCUUCUGCGAUCCUCCCUCCCUUCGGUUAUUAUAAUAACAUGGAGAAGGAGUUGAUUGAGUUUGACAGAGAUGUGAAAAGGUGCAAGGAGCUUCCAAAUUUCGGGUUCCCUGUGUCCUUUGAUUCUGAUGUUUCUGUCCAUUUUGAGACUGCUCCUGAGAAGGAUUAUUAUGAAUUCGGGAAUGGCAACCCACAGCUGGGUUCGAGUGGAGAGCAAUCAAGAAAGGGCAAGUAA